GCCAGGAGAUUGAAUAAAGCUCGCAAGCGUUAACAGCAACUACUAUAGGAGAGCAGCGGGAGGGGAGAGAAAGAGACAAUGCUUUCACGGCAAACACACACGCAUCUGGACGGCUGAGCUCCAUAGCGAGUUGGAUAAGAGACUAAAGAGCACCUUUCUUUUGCGAAGUGCAGCCUAGAAGAAACAUCAGAGGAACAUCUCAUACUGACCUCCUGCACUACACUUCAUGUGUAUUAGCACUUCUUUAGAGGUGUUAUGUUCCAUUAGUUUGUGAACACUUGGCUUGUUCCCAGGCGACCCAUGUUGUCUUUGGCGUUUAACUGACUUGCAUUGAUAGUCGGGAGAACCUCCUAUUGAUAACUCUCAGCUCAAUAUGUACCAGGGGCACCUGCAGAACUCUAUAAUAAUAAUGCCAAGCCUGUGGAUGAUAAGACAAGCCUAUGGAUGUUUGCAUCACUUCUACGGCCCCUGCAUCAGCAGACAGAGUGAUGUAUGUGAGGAAGGGGAAAGACUCUAGGGCUGCAGAUAAGGCCGUUGCCAUGGUCCUGAAGGAGAUACCCAAUAAGGCGUCCCCAGAAGGCAAACCCCUCCUCACGGUGACCAACAAGCUGGUGAGUGAACAACAAGAGAGCCGUCCCUUGCUAAGCCCCUCCAUCGACGACUUCUUGUGCGAAACCAAGUGUGAUGGAGCUGCCCGCCCCGUGACCUCUAACACAGCAGUGCUGUCCUCUUCUCUGGACCUGCUAGACCUGAGUGAGCCCGGUGAGAGGAGGAACAGCAAAGACAAGAAAGAGUCCAGAAAGAGUCCCAUGUCCUCCAAGAGCACGCCUCAUAGAAAGAAAGCAGAUGAAACCGAGCUGAUCCAAGUAGACGUUGAACAGAACAAAACCUGCUCUCGUACACCUGUGAAAGAUUCUCUGGAUUCAGGUGUUCCUUCACCCCUGGAGAAAUGGGAGGAACUCAAUCCUCAUCCAGAGAGAACCGGUAGCAGGAAAUGGAAGCUGGACAAAAGACGCUCAUCCAAAAAUUCUGGAGAUUUUGCUUGGUCUACUGACAGCAAAACGCAACCUGAUACAGCUGCCAAGAACUCAUUAGAAAUAAAUUACAAGGCUGAUACAGAGACGUCCCCUUCCACUCAACUCAACAAGCAGUAUAUUAGUGGAAGACAUGGACGACUGACCAAAGACCAGAGGUGGGGUGGAGGAUUCCUAUCCAGAAACCAGUCCCUCGAGGAGGAGUUUGAGCGCGCCAAAGCAGCUGUGGAAUCAGAUACUGAGUUCUGGGACAAGAUGCAAGCUGAGUGGGAAGAACUGGCUCGCAGAAACUGGCUCACAGAGAAUGAGCAGGCCCAGAUUCCCUCGACCGUAUCUCCUCAUGAAAAGGGAUAUUACUUCCACACAGACAAUCCAUAUAAAGACUGGCCAAAUGCGUUUGAGGAGGGGCUGAGGAAGGCCAGAGAGGGAGAUCUCCCAAACGCUGUUCUUCUCCUGGAGGCGGCCAUCUUGCAGGACCCUCAAGACUCUGAGGCUUGGCAAGUUCUGGGGACCACACAGGCAGAGAAUGAGAAUGAGCAGGCAGCGAUUGUCUCCCUCCAGAGGUGUCUGGAGCUCCACCCCAACAACCUCCAGGCCCUCAUGGCAUUGGCGGUGAGCCUGACCAACACUGGCAUGAAGCAGGAAGCAUGUGAGGCACUACUGGGCUGGCUGAGACAUAACCCCAAAUAUAAACACCACCUGAAGAACCGCAAUAACCUGCAGGGCUCACCAAGCUCACGCCACCUCUCCUCUGCACCCACGACAUGCUCUCUGCUGACCGAGGUGAAGGAGCUGUUCCUGGAAGCGGCCCAACAGAACCCAGACACGAUUGACCCGGACCUGCAGACGGGCCUGGGUGUUCUUUACAACCUUAGCUCUGAGUUCAACAAGGCUGUAGAGGCCUUUAACUCUGCCCUGUCUGUCCGGCCAGAGGACUACUUGCUGUGGAAUCGUCUCGGGGCGACGCUAGCUAACGGAGACCGCAGCGAGGAGGCAGUGGAAGCAUACACCCGAGCUCUGGAGCUCCAGCCUGGUUUUAUUCGAUCUCGCUAUAACCUGGGCAUCAGCUGCAUCAACAUGGGUGCACACAGGGAAGCAGCCAGCAACUUCCUGACAGCACUGAGUCUGCAGAGGAAGAGCAGGAGUCGGCAGCUCUCACACCAGGUCAUGUCUGGAAACAUCUGGGCAGCACUGAGGAUAGCACUCUCAAUGAUGGACCAGCCCGAGCUCUUCCAGGCAGCAAACAUCGGGGACCUGGACUUACUCAUGAGAGCCUUCAACCUGGACAUGUAAACUGGCAAACAUUUUCUGACUGAGUAUAAGCCAAGAACCCAAAGUCCUUCAAAUGGAGGAAGCAGUUUUUUUUUUUCUUUUUCCUUGUUUUUUUUUUCGCAGAGCACCUUUACAUUCCUGAGAACUGCACAGCGGUAUAUGAUUUCAGAGAAGAGCACAAUACCUGGAAGACUAUAGAAGUAUGCCUUAGAGAAAAUAGUAGUUAGUGAGGUCUUGCUGGGUGGAGGAUGGAUAUGCUGGAAGAACUAUGAAAAAAAAGAAGAAGUCUGUAACUCAGAGCAGUUACAUUUCUCUUGUAUGUCUCUUGUAUGAUGAAACAGAUGCAGAUCUGAAUUGUCAGAUAGAUCAAAGCAAUAGUUGAAAAUUGUUCAGUGCUAUAACCCACAGGUCCUAUUUUAGCUUUUUUCUUAAAUGUAGUGCUAGGGGAAAAACAAAUUCUGUUGUUUGCUGUAACUUUGCUGCAGAUCAGACUGUAAAGCCUUAUUUGAAAUGCAUGUCAAACAAUUAGUAAUUUCAAAGACUUUAUGGGGAUGAUAGCAGAUGAGUUAGUUUGCUCUUGAUGGUUUAUCAUUUACAAAGAAGCAAGGAGGUUUUUUUAAAAAGAAGAAAAAAAUAAGUCAAGGUUUUCCUUUUGCAUCUUUAAUAUAUCUCUGAAUGCCAUAUGUGAGACCCACAGAAUAUGCAGGUGACUGUCCUCCACAGAUCCACUUGACAUGAUGUUAUGCAUUAUUGCAUUGUGUCUUAAAGCUCAUUUAAGACUUUUGUUGCAUAUGAUGGGAUGAGAAGUGUGAAAGUGUCAAAAAAAAAAAGCGUUCGGGUAAAAUAAUGAAUGAUGCAUAACUUGAGAUCAUGGUUUUCUUUUUUUUUCUUUUUUUGUAAAGAUGGAGGCAGACUCCCUAAAGAAUGUGCUUCAUAAUGUUUGAUCACCUUACUAAGGAAAAACAUGGUAGCUAGUGAAAUAUGCACUUAUUUGUUUCUUCUCAGUAUAACUAGCUCGAUUAGUCCACAUAUACAGGACAACACAAAACAGCAUGGAUGAAACAUGAGGGAAGUUUGCAUAUCCAUCUUUACAGGGCACAUAUUUUCUGCUUGAAUUUAGCAUGAGUGACCAAAUCUAUUUAUUUUGAUUAUCGUUUUUACAUUAAACUCUUUACGUCUUGCUUAUUUAAAUGACUGUAAACUCUCAGUGACAGGCCUGUGCUUUCUAGCGGAUUGCUUCCUUCUGUAAAUUAUCUAACUGAUAUGUUGGUAGAGCCCAAGGAAUGUCUCCCCCUUUUUUAGACCUCAAUCUCAAUCUCAGGUGAGAUGAUCUAGAUGACCUUAUACUCUAGAAAUCCUUAUUUAUGAGGACUGCAUGCUGAAUGCACUUAUUUUUUUGAAUGCGGUAGCUUUAUUUAUAUGCAUGAAAUUGUCAUGCCUCUUUUAUGCUCUCUCUCAUUUCUAUGACAUAUACAUAAUCCUGAUUUUGCAUUUCAGUACAUAUUGAGCAGAUUAUAUAACAGUUACCGGUUUUGCAAUGCAACUAGUAUUCUAGAUGAAAUAUACUUUAUUGUAUACCUGUUCAUACUAUUCUCACAAGAGAUCAGAUUUACUGAAGCCUGAAGCGCAUGCAACGCAUCGUAGCCCGAACAACCAAGUGUACGAUCAGUGACUUGACAUGAAACUGUCCUUACUAUAAUAAAACUGCACAUGCUACUGAAAUUAUACAUGCUGCAUCUCCUGAAUAAUACGUCACAGGCUUCAUUAAGUCUGGUGCAUCAUAUUUAAACAUUACAGAAUAUAUCAAAUAUUGAACAAACAUAUGAAAAUGAUCUUUUAAAAUAAAAUAAAAUGCAAUAUACACUGUGGACUUGAUUUGUUUAACAACCUCAGCUGUGUUACGG
This is a messenger RNA of Hemibagrus wyckioides, 4210 nucleotides long. RefSeq names its product peroxisomal biogenesis factor 5-like a (gene pex5la). The transcript is spliced from 16 exons. The record is from RefSeq and is a predicted model, not a curated record. NCBI's taxonomy places the organism in Eukaryota, Metazoa, Chordata, Actinopteri, Siluriformes, Bagridae. Gene Ontology annotation, molecular function: protein binding. Gene Ontology annotation, cellular component: cytosol; peroxisomal membrane. Bases 441 to 2327 code for a protein of 628 amino acids. Gene Ontology annotation, biological process: protein import into peroxisome matrix, docking.